CAUCUUUGCCUUGCUGUUAGGCAAACUUCCCAUGCGGCACAAGGGGCCAAUCUGAGUUUUUCGCAGAGCACGUGAAGGCAUCGUACGACCCGGCGCACAUCACUGCAGGCGGUGACUUUAACCGCUCCGUUAAACUAAAACACAAACGUGCAAUGUUUAGAAAAGUAGCCGGGAGAGCCGAGAGCAUUUCUGGUGUACAGCAGUACCCAGGGGAUAUUCACUGACGGCAUUGUUAGCUAGAGAGAUUGGUUACCAGCGGAUAUAUGCCGCUUUAAUUACUCUAAAGUUACCCUCAGAAUGACGAGCGAAACAGACGCAGUUUCGGGCUUUUAACAACCUCUGGAUACAGCUAAUUUAUCUUAAAGCGAGAAACAAACUAAGCCUAGCUUAACGAGCGAGGUGUCAUUUAACGCGAGUUGGAUUUAGUUUCUCUGUUAUUCUUUGGUGAUACAGUGACGACGCUGACGCUAACUUAUCAGGUUAGCUUUAGUUAACAGUCCCGAAGAAGCUACAUCCUCCGAAUUCAGGGUCGAUUUCCCGAGCUAUUUAACGUGGCUCACGUUAAUACAAAAUUUUUGAUUUUCGCUGACUUCAAAUCAAAGGGAUUUCUACCUGAAGAGUAAUAAACACUGGAAAUUAACUUACCUACAUCAAGGAGCUGAAUGGCCUCCGUUGUAGCAGUGAAAACCGAGAAGCGACCUGCAGCUGAUACACAGGAUGCAGACUCCAAUGCAAAAAAGCCCAGGAAACUGCUGCCCAGCCUGAAGACCAAGCGAGCCCCCGAGCUGGUCCUGGUGAUUGGUACUGGGGUGAGCUCUGCAGUGGCCCCUCAGGUCCCUGCCCUCCGCUCCUGGAAAGGCCUCAUCCAGGCCUUGCUCGAUGCUGCCAACGACUUUGACCUACUAGAGGAGGAGGAGAGCCGGCGUUUCCAGAAGCACAUGCAGGAAGAUAAGAAUUUGGUGCAUGUGGCCCAUGACCUCAUUCAGAAACUUUCCCCGAGAACAGGCAAUGUUCGAUCCACAUUCUUCAAGGACUGUCUCUAUGAGGUAUUUGACGAUUUGGAGUGCAAGAUGGAGCAUGCAGGGAAACAUUUACUGCGCUCAGUGUUGCAGUUAAUGGAGAGCGGUGCACUGGUCCUCACUACUAACUUUGACAACCUGUUGGAGAUAUAUGCAGCUCACCAGGGCACUAAGCUGGAGUCUUUGGACCUGACAGAUGAGAAGAAGGUGUUGGAGUGGGCUCAGGAGAAACGGAGGUUAAGUGUUCUGCAUAUCCACGGUGUUUACACCAACCCCAGUGGUAUUGUACUGCACCCUGCUGGCUACCAGAAUGUACUGAGGAACACUGAGGUCAUGCGUGAGAUCCAGAAGCUGUAUGAGACCAAAUCAUUUGUGUUUCUUGGCUGCGGGCGCACAGUAGACGACACAACCUUCCAGGCUCUGUUCUUGGAGGCAGUCAAACACAAGUCGGACCUGGAGCACUUCAUGCUCGUGCGCCGCGAGGACGUGGGUGAGUUCAAGAAGCUGCGCGACAACAUGCUGGACAAGGGCAUCAAAGUCAUCUCCUAUGGAGAUGAGUAUGCCGACCUGCCCGAGUACUUUGAGAGGCUGGCCAAUGAGAUCUGCAACCGGGAUGUGUCUACCAACGGCUGGGGGUCUCCCUCACAAAAUGGGGAAGAGCAGCAGAAUGGCUUUAACACACAGAAAAGCCUCCUUCAAGACUAUCAUUCCUGACAGGCACACGAUCGGGAUCAGUAUCAGUCAUUUUCCUCCACAGCUUCAUCGAGAGAUCAGUGUAUUUCGAGUAGUACUCAAUUCUGAUUUCAUUCGGAUUUAGGAAUCCAGGAACAUUAUGGGCAAUGGGAGACCUAAAAGCUGUUGUCACUAUUUUGCAGAUGUCCAAUUUUUUUUUUUAAACUUUUUAUUCGUUUUUAAUUUAAAGUGGAAAGGAGAUAUUAAGGUAACGGUCAACACCAAUACCCAACCUCACAGACCCCACUGUACUGUAUUUAAAUGUUGCUGAAACCUCAAUAUUUCGAAAAGCUAAAUAACCGAUUUAUGUAUGCAGGUGAUGCAAUGGUAUGCUGCUUGGAUUUGGACAUACAUUAAACAAGAAUGCAGUUAAACUGCAUCACCUUGACCUAACUGCCCCGUAAUGAGAAGCUCUAAUUGCAAGCUGUAACGCACAUCACAUGCUCCUGAAGUGAGAAAAAGUCUUGUAUCUGUCAUACUCAACCCUGGAACCAGGAAAACUUGAUUUGCACAUUACUGGAGGGGGAUGGUUACUUUGCAAACACAUUAAUGUUAUGAUUCUGUCCUCAAGUGGAAGUUCAGUUUUCAUAGCAGAGAGGCUCUGCCAGUAGCAAUCACUUUGCCACUCCUGUGCUGAAAGUAAAAAAAUGUUCUUUGUAAGCCUUUUUUUGUAUUUUUAAUACUUGCAUGUGUUUUCUGACAUAGUAUUUAUAUAUACUAUUUUCAAAA
Messenger RNA from Xiphias gladius (swordfish), 2480 nucleotides. It is a transcript of the gene siral1, whose product is annotated as family with sequence similarity 118 member B. The coding region runs from base 663 to 1733 and encodes 356 amino acids. NCBI's taxonomy places the organism in Eukaryota, Metazoa, Chordata, Actinopteri, Istiophoriformes, Xiphiidae. The record is from RefSeq and is a predicted model, not a curated record. The transcript has 8 exons.